GCUGCUCGGCAGCCGUAAGUGAGCCGGGCUUGUAUGCGAAAGCGGAAGUUCGGGAUCGCUUUCGGAAAAACAUUUCGUGCAAACCGUGGCAUAACCCACUGAUAAACAAGAAUACAGAAUUUUCGAAAUAAUUUUCAGAUGAGAUGAAGUAUUGUAUAUAUAUUGAUACCGCUGUGUUUUAAAAGCUAUCGAUCAGACUUUGCUAUUGUGUUUUCGUCCUACUUUAUCGCAUCAUGCCAAAUAAUAUGCUAAAGUCUGAACUAUAGAAUCGCAACAAGGUAGUGAUGUCGGUAAAAACGAACGCGGGUAAAGCCACAGAUAGCGAUGAAGUGGUUAAAAACUAUCACAAGCAAGCGUUUGAGUAUAUAUCCAAAGCACUGAGGAUUGACGAAGAUGAUACAGGAGAGAAGGAGGAGGCUCUGCAGUGGUACAAGAGGGGGAUUGUUGAGCUUGAAAACGGCAUCGCGGUAACGAUCACAGGACAAGGAGAGCAGUACGAGCGGGCCAAGAGACUUCAGGAUAAAAUGAUCACCAACCUCACCAUGGCUAAAGACAGACUUGCUCUUUUAGAGGCCACAUUGGCUUCAAAAGACAGGAUUCAACCACAAAACGCUUCAGGUAAUGCUCAGAAACAAACAAAACCUCCUCCUAAAAGUCAGCCUGCGGUUCGAGGGGUGUUCAAAAACUCUAGGCCCUCCACAGCAGGAAGACCUCCUUAUAGAACCCCUGAUUUUAAGGUCACACCACAAGUGGGAAGACCUUCAAAGCAGACCCAGAAGAGGGAAUUGAAAAAUUUUAAAAAUGUAGACAGUAAACUGGCAAACAUGAUCCUGAAUGAAAUAGUAGACACUGGCACAUCUGUCACCUUUAAUGAUAUUGCAGGCCAGGAUUUGGCCAAACAAGCACUCCAGGAGAUUGUCAUUCUUCCUGCCUUAAGACCGGAGCUCUUCACUGGCUUGAGAGCUCCAGCUCAAGGUUUGCUCUUAUUUGGCCCACCAGGAAAUGGGAAAACCAUGCUGGCCAAAGCAGUCGCAGCCGAGUCCAACAGCACUUUCUUCAACAUGAGUGCAGCUAGUUUGACGUCGAAAUAUGUGGGAGAGAGCGAGAAGCUUGUCCGCGCAUUGUUUGCAGCUGCUCGGGAAUUACAACCUUCUAUCAUCUUUAUUGAUGAAGUUGACAGUUUGCUUUGUGAGAGGCGGGAGGGAGAACAGGAGUUCUCACGUCGUUUGAAAACGGAGUUCCUCAUUGAAUUUGAUGGGGUGCAGUCAAGAGGAGAUGACCGAGUGCUUGUCAUGGGAGCCACCAACAGACCUCAGGAGCUAGAUGAAGCAGUUUUAAGACGCUUUGCAAAAAGAGUGUAUGUAGCAUUGCCCGAUGAGAAGACAAGAGCCACACUCAUGCAACAUCUUUUAGCAAAACAUGGGAGUCCGCUCAGCAAAAAUGAGUUGAGCUGGCUUGCAAAAGCAACUGCAGGAUAUUCCGGAAGUGAUCUGACAUCCUUGGCUAAAGAUGCUGCACUUGGGCCGAUUAGAGAAUUGGGACCAGAUCAAGUUCGCCACAUGGCUGCGAGUCAGAUGCGCAACAUCAAGGUGAAAGACUUUGAGGAUUCCCUGAAGCGCAUCAAGCCCAGCGUUAGUCCAUCAACUCUCAAUAUGUAUACCCAAUGGAAUAAGGACUUCGGCGAUACAACUGCAUUUUGAGUUUAGUUCAUCUGUAUAUUAAAAUGAUCAUUUGGGGAAAGAAAUGUGCAUAGUUACAAGACAAUGCUAACAGCUGAGCUCUUUUGGCAAACCUUUUCUUGUAUUUAACUGGAAGCAACAUUUGCAUUGACUGUUUCACAGGGAAAUUUUGUUGAUGCAAUGACCCUAUCACUCCAUGUGUUAUUUGAUUAAUAGAUUCCACAGCACUGUUUUUGUAUUUUAUUUAUUCUCAAGAAUGUCCUGAAAAUUCCUCAUUAUUCUCCAACCACAUGAGGGCAGUAAUGUUCUGAAACCCAAUUACAGAACACAGCAUAGUGGUUUGCUUCCAUCAAUACAAUACAAUACAAUACAAUACAAUACAAUACAAUACAAUACAAUACAAUACAAUACAUGCUGAUUUAUAUAAAUUAAAUAUAAGGCUCAAUAAGUGCUCCCCACAAAUGCCAAAUUGGAGCAAUUGGGGGUGGGGGACAGUUCCGGACUGUUAUUUUGGCAGAAAAUAAAGUUUUUCUUCUUUUUUUUUCUUUGAUGCAAUGAUAUAGAAAGAUCAUAUAUGUUGCACUGUUUAAGAUUUUCUUCUGAAUUACACUUUUUCCAAUGAGUUAUCACAUUUCAGUAACUUGGAUGAAAAUGCCUGCAGCCACACUCAUUUUAGCAUUAAAAUCUCAAAGAUUGCCUUA
This is a messenger RNA of Hippocampus zosterae (dwarf seahorse), 2380 nucleotides long. RefSeq names its product spastin (gene spast). Gene Ontology annotation, molecular function: ATP binding; ATP hydrolysis activity. NCBI's taxonomy places the organism in Eukaryota, Metazoa, Chordata, Actinopteri, Syngnathiformes, Syngnathidae. Gene Ontology annotation, cellular component: microtubule cytoskeleton. The record is from RefSeq and is a predicted model, not a curated record. The transcript is spliced from 16 exons. The coding region runs from base 285 to 1700 and encodes 471 amino acids.